Molecule: messenger RNA, 4583 nt
Organism: Anneissia japonica
Lineage: Eukaryota; Metazoa; Echinodermata; Crinoidea; Comatulida; Comatulidae
Exons: 6
Coding region: 2296-4548 (750 amino acids)
Molecular function (GO): protein binding
Source: RefSeq, a predicted model, not a curated record
UAGAUAGAACUUUAUUGUUUAUGCAGUGAACCACUAUGACAUUCACGUACAGAAUACUAUGAAGGCUUAGCCCACUAGCAAAAACGGUAAACUAUUUUAAAUAUCAUCUCACAGCACAGAAAAAAUAUAUGAAACCAGCAACGAUUUACUGUAUUUUAUAAAGAAUUCCAAAUGCUACGUAACAAAAACCAUUAAGCUUCACACUUUGUAUUUUGUUAAAAAGUGUAAUACACUGUAAUUACACACCAAAACAAUUUUAUAAUUAAUUAAAUAUUUAUAAUUAUAUCAACUUGCCUCCCAUCAAUACUGCCCUCAAUUGAGAGAAACUUUUUACACACGCGGUAUAUACGAGCAUCAUUAGGCCUGAGGAAUUUCUUCCAUCGGAACAUGAGUACAAAAAUACGCAGAAAGAGGAAAAACAAGAAUAUUUAUUUUAAUAUAUAUUUUAUUGCAAACGAAUGACAAAAGAAAAGUGCAAGUUAUGAAUAAAAUUGCAUCUCUACUAGGCUUCUCCUUGGGUAAGGUAGGUAUGUCCUCUCUUCCUCACUCUCUAGUCUAGCACAGUCUAGCCUAGGCCUAUUUUUGGAUCGUGAUAAUGAUCGUCAUGUGAAUUUAUUUGCUUCUACAUUUUGUGUAGUACUGUCAUUGUUGUAUUAGUACUAUAUUAUUGAUGCUAAGUGUUAGUCACAAUAAAAAUUAAUCCACAUAUCGUAGCUGUACUAGCACAGACCAUUCCAUUUUCCAUAGUCAACAGUAUGCAAUACUGGAUUAAGUCAGGGUAUUGUACAUUCCUGUGGUCCUAUAAGGGAAGUGUCCUGUCCACCUAAAUUUGAUGCAUGACCGGAACCAAGGUAGGGAAUGGAAAGUGACUUAGGGGUGUUAACCAAUAUUAGAAACCAAUAAGAAUUAUAUUUUCUCAUGAUUAAUAAAUAUAAUAAACCGAUGGAAUACGUUAAGACGCGAACAAGGAGGAGUCAUGUCCUUUAAAAGACUCUGAACAGUUUGAUAUAGGAGAGUCAAAAAGAAAUCCAGUCCAGUGAGAGGAGAGCGGUACCUCAGCCCGUGGCUCUGGCCAUUUGGCUAUUCCACCAGACUACUGUACCAACAUAAUGCUACACUAACUUAGAUGGGGCAGAGUCUACACCGUUCAGCUCUGAUCGAACUGACUCUAAAUAGAGAUCCGGUAGGCUGCUGUUCCCAAUCUAAAGUUAAGUUUGGUUUCUGGAGUAUUUUAAUUUUUGCUACAAGUUUCGAGAUUUAUGCUGGAGGAAUACCCAGGCUCAUGUCUGAUCGACAUGGGAUGGUUGAUGGUGUUAUCUCGGAUGGACGUUUUGAUUUCUUGACUGACGGUUGACUUGAAUCGAUUUGCCAUUCCUGCUGAAGUUGGAUUCACUUCUAUAUUGUGAACUUCUUCGCUAUUCUGUCGCUGUUCCUUCGCUAUAGGUGCGUAUCAUCCAACACUAUUAAUAUUAUUGGACAGUUGCUGAAUGGACUAUGCCUAUCGUGUUUUUAGUUGUUAGGUUAGUUUAAGUUCCCGUUUAAAUCCCCCAUUGUAAUACCCCUUUAUUUAAUAAAUACUAUAGUUGUGUUAACAUAGAAAAAAAAAUUUAGUUUUCAUUUAUGUUUGCAUAAGCCUACUAGUCGCGCGUAACUGGAACCCGAGUGGGUUUGCAUGUAUGCUCGAAGUGAAAUAAAAUGUAAAAACAAUUAAAAAAAAAUGGUGUAUAAUCUUUGAAAGUUGACUUGUGGAACACAAAUUUAUUAAACUAUAACAAAAUCAAAUGGAUAUUUUGAUAGCUCUGCUAUCUAUCAACAGAGAGAAAACUUUGGAGAUCUUACACAUACAUAAAAGAAUAAUCUAUAGUAUUAACCAAUCGGAAUCAAGUUAAAGAUACAAUUAGUUGAUUGGACCACAAAAUAUAAGUUCAGUGACAAGUUAAUUAAUGGGUGAAUUAAUUACAAUUAAACCAUGAAAUGAUUAUAUAAGCGAUAGUUUAUUGGCGGUUGAACUAGCUUUAUGCUAAGACUCAAUCGAGUCUGUCUUUUGCUUACCGGUGAAGUGCGCCCUCAGAAGUUACAUCUGCGUAAUAUAAGAAUGGGGAAUCCCCGUCCUCAAAUGACGCCAUUGAAUACUACAGAAAACGAAAUACUAAAGAAAACGAGAUCCUUUAAUUAUUACUGGUUGUCUGCAGUUCCCUAUGACAAUUGGCUGGCUCUACAGGACACAUGAGUGUUGGACAAAGAUACUACUGAUGACAUUUUCAGAAAAUUGUAUUGUAGUAUAAUUAGACCGCAAUGGAGCACAAAGAAACUCUACAAGACUGUCAGAUUUUGGGACGAAAACACGAGAAGUCUAUAAUACUCGAGCAGGUUUGUGAGAGGAGAAUUGGCAUCAUCCAGAUAAGUGGACCACCUAUAAUUGGAAAGAGAACGUUAGCAAGAUUUGUGGCUGCUUCACUGCCUGGCACAACCUACAUUAUCAGUUUGAGUGAUCAGAGCAAUAUGCAGUCAACAAAAGAUUUCAUCAAAGAUGUCCUUUUGAAAGCAAUAGAACUAGAUAAACGUCACAAGCUAGACACAAAUACUAUCAAAGAAUUACUUGGACAUGUAAAUAAUAAGUUUGUCUUUGUUUUUGAGAAUGCCGAGUAUUUCUGCGGGGAUUAUACCUCAGGUGACGUACAGACUGAAUUUCUUGAGACGUGUAAACUACUUGCAGGAUCAAGAAACAUCAUGGUUAUUAUCACUUCUACAUUCCGGUUCCGUUUUUACAAGUGCCAGUUUUUAAAACUGGAAUUGCAACAACUUUCUGAAAAAGCUUGUAAAAGUAUUAUCUUAAAGUCUCUAAAUGGAAUGUCUCGCGAUUCCUUAGAGGAAGUUGUUGGGAUGUGUGCUGGCAUUCCUGGACUUCUUAAUUCUUUCUUAAGUACUUACAGUUAUAGGACCAAUUUGCCAAGGCAUGUGACAACACAUGAUGAAGAAUCUCAAUGCCGUGUAAUGUCAGUUGUUGAAAACCUAUCACAUUCCAACAAGAGUCACUUAGCAACAUUAGCAUAUUUUCCUGGAAGAUUUGGCACCAAAGCUGCAAGGCACUUGCUUGGGGAAAGUAGCGAUGCUCGUGUUAAACAGAUUGCCAUUUUGCCAAUUUAUAGACGAUCACUCAUUGAAAUUGACGGAGAGCAAGACCGGUUCUACUUUCAUUGUUUCAUACAAACAUGUGUUAACAAACACUUAGCUCAUUUACGAGAUACUUCUAUGACCCGAGAACGUUUCUGUGAAUUCUUUGCUGAUAUUGUCCGUAGUCUAACACCGGAGGUGGAUAAAAACCCGGAAAAGAUCUUUCCACUUUUUGCUCAAGAAAUACAGAACAUCGACAAGCUAUUGAUUGAAGCAGCAAACUGUUCUGACAAAACCCGGUACAAAAGGUACAUCCAGCUUGCGUGUGAAGCUGACUACCUGUUGAUUAAUGUUUUACCGAAGCAUUCUGCAGUUAAGUUCUAUGAGGCAUGUGUUAAUUCAAGCAAGAUACAGGGAACACCAUAUGAACAGGGUAUGAUGUUAAUGCAUUAUGGGACAGCUCUUCAAAAUAUAAAAGGGUGUCUUAUACCAGCUCAAUUGCAGUUUCGGAAAGCAAAGUCUCAACUGAAACAACUUGGAGUUAGUGAGGCAUUGGCAAGGCUAUACACGUGCAUUGGGUGGAACUUACAUAUGCAGGCUAAAGAAAGAGAUGCAAUUAAAAAUCUCGAGAAGGCCUCCAGAAUGCAGGACCGACUUCAACUGAAGGUGAACAAGCACGGUGGAUCAACCAUGGCAAGACUGGAAGUGGUUUAUACCUUCAUUGGGGAAUUAGACAAAGCUGAACCAUGUCAUAAGUCCAGUCUGUGUAUCCGUAAACAGCUUUUUGGUGAGCAUCCGGUGAUUGCAGAAACUUACAACAAUUAUGGGCUGUAUUACUUGCAGGUUGGAGGCUGUGAAUCUCAAGCUUCCAAGUAUUUUAGAAUGUCUCUACGUACAAAACAACAUUUUAACAAGGAACCAUCACGUGAUAAGGUCAUCUCAUUAAACAACGUAGCCAUGGAGUAUGCAAAGAGUGGCGACCAUGACCAGGCACUAGAAAUGCUUGAUGAGGCCUACACGAUGCAAUACAAACUUGGUCUGCAUCAUCACGAUACAUCCCUUAUACACAACAACAGAGGGAAAGUGUAUGCAAUGAUGGAGGAUUAUGAAAACUCAGAGAAUAGUUUCACUAUAGCAUUAGAUCUUCGGAAAAAAAUACUUGGUGAGGUGCACACAUCUACAGCCGGUACGCUACAUCAGUUAGGAGAAACACUAUUGAAGGCAGGGAAGAUUCUGCAAGCUUCAGACAGGUUUAAGGAAGCUUAUGUUGUCAGAAAGAAAGUCUUAGCACAGCAACCCCAAAAUAGAGGUGUUGUUGAAUCCUUGGAAAAUCUUUGGCUGGCUUAUGAGAAAUCCGGACAGAAAGAAAACGCAAAGAAAACCCAAGAAUUGUUAAAUCAAGAGUUAGGUCGAUUAUCGACAUUCAAAAAAUGAGUAUUAUUCCUUAUUGCAAAUAAGAAGACAGUUUA